Messenger RNA from Amphibalanus amphitrite, 6853 nucleotides. RefSeq names its product mucin-5AC-like. NCBI's taxonomy places the organism in Eukaryota, Metazoa, Arthropoda, Thecostraca, Balanomorpha, Balanidae. The transcript is spliced from 10 exons. The coding region runs from base 668 to 6442 and encodes 1924 amino acids. The record is from RefSeq and is a predicted model, not a curated record.
GGCAGUCCGGUUUGAGUGACCCUGGCGCCGGCACGGGUACACUCAGCUGUGUGCCGUGAGCAGACUAUCACGGGCAACGCUCGUGAACGUGUACCGUGAGGAAGACCGUCGUGAGGGUGAAGACCGUCGUCGGCUGCGUCGCAUCGUUUCCGACGAGUAGACGUCGUGAAAGGAAUCCGAGGCGGAAGCAGAGAAUCCGGGAGUGUCAGACUGUGCCGUGAGACGGUAGUUGAUCGUGUUACUCCCAAUCGUCAGUAAGAUCUUUGAGUUCGCCAUUUGAUCAACUAACUCCGGGUGGAGUUGAUCAUCUGAUCUCAUCUUCAGAAGCUCACAUCAGGCCAGCUCUGUGUUUUGCAUCACAGUCGUGCCCAGUUGAGCUUACCACCGUCGUUGUGGUCGCAGCUUUUCAUAUCGUGACUUUUAUCGAUCGGGACGGUGGUCACGAAACAAGUCUCGCCGCUCGCCGCGCCCUGUGCUGGACCAUAGCCGGGUGCACUGACGUAAAGAGACACCAGUGAGGUCAACGAAGGGUCGGAAGAUCGGAACGUGAAGAUUGUGAUAGUUGCAGGACAGUUGCAACCGCUGUGAGAACUGUUGCGGAGUAUUGGCUGGUGAUCGAUUUGAAAUUCAAGCCGUUGUGACCUCCGUGACCUUUCUCGAAGUGACUAUGUCGCAGCAGGUUGACCCGAAUGACCCGCGUGUGCGUCAGUUGGUCUACAACAAGUACCGUGAUAUGUUAGGGGCGUGUCACGGUCGCAGUAACGAGAUGGUGGGAAGAGCGCCUCAGGGCAAGGCGGUGAUUCAGGACAGAGGCGUUACAGAGCAGAUCAGAAGCAUGGCGCAACAGAAGACCAGUGCCCAGUCAUUGGCCACCGGUGCCACCCCACACACAAACGGCUCAGCCGUGAACGGUUCACACGACACUCCGGUCACGGGCGUACCGCCGCCGCCGCCGCCGCCGCCGCCGCCCCCGCCCCCGCCCGGAGCACAUAGGCCAACAGCUGAGGUGUCUCCCCAGUCGACUGCCGAGCCGCCUGCAGUGAUACAGAACGCCAUGGCGACCAAGGACAAGAAACCCUUCAGCUACCUGCCCGUGGGAGGUUUCAGCGCCACGGGGCUCAGUUCUGAGCUGAGCAUCUCAGAACAGCGACUAACCAAAGCUCAGCAGGAGGGAGAGAAUGGAACGGACUCUUCCGCGGGUGUUGCUUCUACACCAGGCGGCGACACUCGCGUGGAAGCGGGAAGCGGAAGUGACAUUGGAGUGGGAGUUUCUGCACCUGUAGGUGGCGCCCCUCCCCCUCCGCCCCCUCCCCCUCCCCCACCCCCAGCCUCCAGUGCCAGUGUCCGAAGCCAGCGUUCAGCUCCAUGGGCUCAGAAUCUAUCCCGUCACCGCUGUACUGACGCAUCACAACCUACAACCACGGCAUCUUCAACAGCAAGUGCCCCCAAGGAGAAACCUACUCAGCGCUGGGGAGCUGCUCCAGUUCCGACAGAGGCGCAGCUUCAGACAGCUCUGAGGCAGACAUCAGCCGGAGAGACUCUACGCAGGGAGGCUGCGGCUGCGGCUGCUGUUAUUUUGGCACGGACUGCGGCCGAGGAAGCGACGCAGAAAGAGACGCAGAAAGAGACGCAUAAAGAGACGACGACGGCGACUCGGAUGGCUCCGGCAGCGGCAUCAUCGUCGCAGCCGACGCAGCCGAUGGUGAAGGCGAAAGCAGCGACGCUGCAGCGUCGGGUAGGACCCGCGUCUUCCUCAUUCGAUGGGGAGAUGAGAGCCGGAGGACUGUCACAGAGGAACAACACGCUUCCGAGGCAAAUGAAGCUAUCCAAUCAGCAUGACUCACAGGGACGUCAGGGAAAAAUGACAGCGGCUGGACAGAAAAAUGCCGCAUCGAAGCAGACAUCUCCCGUUUCUGCAACAACUCAACCCAGCUGGGCUGUGAAUUCUGCUACCUCUCCGACAAACUCUCAGCAGAAUGGCAGAGGCGGAAGGCAGUCGACCUCACCGUCCGCUGCUGCGCAGGUGGCGCCACCAGCUGCAGCGGUCACUGGACAGGUAGCGCAGUUAUCGCAGCGCUGGCCGCCGGCCGCUGCGGGCCAGGCCAGCCGAACGUCGCCUCCAAAAGCGGAUCAGGUUGUCCUGAACCAGACUGCUGUGAAGCAAACGAAACAGAAAAACGCCAGCCAAAAUCAGCGAGGUGUGCAGAAGACUGAAGCCUCGUCAACUACAGCCAAACAGACCUCAGCUGUUCAACCCGCUUCGAGCCACGUAGCCGCUACCCAGGCACCCACGGGCCACGCAGCCACAAAUGGCCACUCUGUACCCCACCAGGUCCCUCUCUCCCAGUCAGCUCUAGCCGCUCUGCAGGAGAACGCCGACCAGACAGCAGUGAAGAUCGCCGCUCAUCCUCCGUGGAGAGUCACCAAAGGCAGUGGUAGUGCUGCCUCGGGAGCACCGGCACCCGCUGCGGCUUCGAGCCAGGCUGUGGCUUCGGGCCAGACUUCGGCUUCGGCACGCGGUCAGCUUUACAUCCCUCCCGUCUCAAAGCCAGUGUCGGCGGCAGAAGCGCUGGCCUCGCCUCCGCCACGCGCCUCGGCUGCGCCACCCUCCUGGCGGCAGGUGCGACCGGCAGGUCAGGCGGGGUCAGCGACAGUGACCUCGGCUCCCGCGGCGGGUCACAUGGGAGGAACGCUGAGGUCUCAGACUAAGGCACGGCCGGCCGGCGGGCAGCAGCAGCAGCAGCAGCAGCAGCAGCAGCAGCAGCAGCAGCAACAGCAGCAAACUCCUAUGGCUGUCAUGACGUCGCGUACAACUACAAUCCCCCUCCAGAUGAGAAUGGGACCGGACGGAAAGCCCCAAAUCAGCAUCGGCGGACGUCCACUGAAGAUCACUGACGAGGGUGUACAGUUCCCCGUGGAGUUGUUCUUCCCGCCAAACGGCGGACAGCAGAACGGGACCAGAAGCAGCUUGGAGCAAAAGAAGAAGCAGCCAACACCUUCGACUGGUCAACCGAAGCCAGUCCGUCGCCACUCAUCCGGUCCCGUUCCAGUGGACUCGGCAGGUGACCCGAUACCAUCCAUGAGGAGCGUGCAGCUCUCAGAGGAGGACAGACAGCUGAUGGCAGCCUUCAGACAGAGUGUCGAUGGUGACGCCUCGCUGCACUCAGAGUCGGACCCCCGCUAUCGAGGCGGACACAUCCCUUCUCGAACGUUCCGUCUGCUGCAGGCCGCUACCGGGGAGACUGGACCGGUUGCAGGCGGCAGAGUCCACGCUGAAAGGAUCGGAGGGCCCGGACCCGCCAGGGCUGUGCUCAUCAACAUGAGGUCUGGCAGACCAGGCACAGGAAUCGGCAGUCCGGCGGCGCGCAGUCCUCUAUCUGGGGCGCCUCUAACGACGAGAAAGUAUGUGCCGACCACCGGUACACGCACCUUCAGAGGCUCAACUUCGACCUCCGAACAGCUCGAGCUUGCUCGCCUGGGGCUGCCGUCGGUUACAUCACCAGUCUGCCGACGCACGACGCGCGCCUCUCUACUGCUACUGCCGUCUGAAUCCAGCUCUAGCAUCGUCGCCGAGAAUCCCACAUCUACUUCAAAUCAUCCCACUUCUGCCACCAAGAGCGUCACCGCCGCAACCAGCGUCACGCCGACACGCGCCGGCCGGCCCGCCUCGUGCCGACUGUCGCGUCUUCUCAGCGAUCUCAGCACCCCUAGCGGACGCACGCCGAGUCUGAGUAGCGUGUUCAGUGGCGCCAGCUGCAGCAGUGGCUUCGCGAGCGGAAGCAGCGGCUUUGCCAGUGGCGGAAGCUCUAAGGCCACCUCUGAGGCGUCGGAUUGUGAGCUGUCCCUUGAUGGGGAUUGUGAUUCGGAGCCUGGCCAGGCUUCGGUCACCGAACAAUCCAGAGUCUCCAGUGGUCAUCACGCGCGGGAGGAGAAAGACGGGUCACGUCUGACGCCUGCGCUCAAACGAGGAUCGGAUUCCAGUGAUGAUACUGUGGUCGAACGGCGGCCGCAGCCGCGCGCGGCCAGUCCUGGUCGCCUGGCUGCUCGCGACGCUCGAGACUCAUCCAAGAAAUCUCCCUCAAGAGCUGAUGCCAGAUCUCCCGCCAGGUCGGUGGAGAGGUCGCUCAGCAGAUCACCUGCAGUGUCCAGUGUAAAGUCGUUUUCAAAGCGGGAAGAAAAUUCGGGAUCAUUAAAGUCCACAGAAAGAUCGCUGACCAGGUCGUCAGCAAGUCCGCGUUUGGAGUCGCCAGUCAGACCUGAUUCCAAAACUACAACGCGAUCUCAUGUAGACGCAUCUCCAAGUCUGUCUGAACCGUCAACCAAGAAAUCUAGUUCCAAAUCAGGGAAGGUUGCAUAUAAGUCCUCAGACAAAGCGUCAAAUAAAUAUGUUCAGCCCUCGAUCCUCACGAAAUCAAGUCCUAGACCGGAGAAAGUGGACUCCGAAUCAGAAUCAGAAGAACCGGAGACCGAACAAGAGACCUCGAAAAAAGACCUGUCUCCCAGAGGCAAACGACACGGGAGACGAAGUUCCAAAUCACCUCAGAUUAUUCCGAAAGAAACCGUUCCCGAUAAAUCCACCUCCGCAGGGCCAGCUCCCCCAGAAAAGAAGGCUGUGGAUGAAUCCUGUGAGCCCACAGACAGCAUCUGGCCCGAGCUGGCGAAAGAGGCUGGAGCAAACGACGGGGAACAUCUCUUCGGAGCUAACCGCGAGAGAUUGUUUGACGCGUGGCUGGCGAACCUCGAGAAGCGGAACCGGUGGCUGGUCGAAGGGCAGCUUACGGUCCUGCCACCAUCGGCAUCCGACCCUCCGCCAGGGGGUGGGAGUGAUAUGGGAGUGGCAACAGGGGAAAGUGACAGUACGAGUGGCCAAAGUGGAUGUGCGGGUGACCAAGGGAGCACCUGCGCGCAAGGGAAGAGUGUUGAUACCGCAGCCAAUGAAGGUACCAGUCCGAGUGAUGUGAUGGUGUCAAAAUCUGCGACGCGCAAGAAGGAUGAGGUUGGGGAAUCAGAGCAGGGGAAGAUGUCUUGCGUUGGGAAGGACGGUGAUAAAGCUCUGAAGGGUGCUGAGCGCGAAGAAAAGCCGGCUCGGUCGAGUGGAGUCGUUACCAAACAGAUUGAACUUGAAAACGGCACCAAAGUCGAAGUGAAAAUGCGGAAAAAGAAAGUGAAGCAAGACAAAGACGGUACGGGACAUAAAAGUGUGGCAGCCAAAGUAGCAAAAUUCCAAUCACGCCAGAGCUUGCCAGUUGUUACUGAGCAGAGCAAACCAAAGGUCGUUGGUGCCACUAUGAAAAAUGGCACUACCACACAGCUCAACCCCAAAAGUUCCACUAGUUCAAUCUCCAAAAAGGUCGAGGGUCCUGUCAUUGAAGGGAAGCUAACAGUGGCGCUUCGAAAGACGUCUCCGAAAGAGCCGGUUGUGGACAACUCGCAGACACUAAAACGGAACACAAUCCAUCUACCGAACCUCGCCAAGGGGAGACCCGAAGUGCCUGACCCAGUCGAGGGCAAACCGAAGCCAGAGCCUCCCAGACGGGGUCACGUCACCUUCAAGUCGGCGCUGCGGUUUUUCCAAGAGACAGUCGGCUCGGAUCCCGAACCGUCCGUGGAGUCUACCCCAGAACGCACUAUGCGACCCGUCAGUUGUGCUGCCGCGCUUGGGAACGUAACCACGAGUUGUGAAGAUGAAGUUCGUGUCGCUGGCAGUGGCCCUGUGGCGGAGGCUAGUCCCGUGCCGCCACCUCGCCGCCGCAAUGCGGGACGAGGUCAGCGUACGUCAGUUUCUCCGCUACCGUCGACGUCGUCGCCCUCGGUUCCGCCGACUUCUCAGCCUCCCUCACCUCCUCAAACGUCACCGCCACCGCCACCACCACCUCCUCCACCUCCGCCUCCACCGCCUCCAGCGCAGCCAUCAGCGACAUCUAAGGUGUCCAGCCCAUCCUCAUCGAGUCGCGCCAGCCCUGCCACUCAGAGGAGGGACAAGAAAGCGAGCGGUGCAACGAGCACAUCACCGCGUCUACCGGAAAGGGGCAGACCCUCGGCAGCGGCCUCAUCACCUAGGGCUCCGCCUCCUUCAGGAAUGGACUCUGUUCUGGCGGAGCUGAAGAACUCCCAGCGGAAUCGUCUGACGGCAAUCGAAGGAGGUCGAGUUCCCCGCAUCGCGUGUAAGGACACAGUCCUGAGUGAGCUUCAGGGCGUGCAGGAGGGUCGACUGGAGCGACCGAACCGACCGACGGCGGCGCCAUCACGGCUCUUCCGUCGACUUCAGUGCGAGUUUAACGACAAUUCUUCGCCGGACGAGUCCACUUGCACCGUCGAGGGGAAGUCACAUGGCGAGGGCGAAUCCACUGAAGUGGAGGGGAGGUCGAUGACUGAUAGCGGGAUCUCCUCCAAGAACAGUCUCUCGACCGAAUCGGGAUUCUCUGAAGAUGAGCCGACGUAGAGUUCUCAGUUCUCGUUGCGAAAAUACGCCAUUAUCCACGGGUGCGCUCCCUUUGUUUAGGAGCUUUUUGUUUUGUUUUAUGGCUCCGUUGCCUCGAACGGAACCGGUGAUCUUAUGUGUUAACUGUAGACAUGUCAGCUAUGUGCUAGUGAUUUCGUGUCUUCUGGGAAGUUAUGUUGUUAAGUUCAGACCGCUGGUGACUGCCUCAAUGCUUGUACUGCCUCUGCGAAGCCUGCGUUUGGCUUUGUUCCUCCUUUCGUUUGAAGUCUCUUUGCAAGUAGCAAAGAAGCACUAAUGCAAUGUUUGCAAGUGUGGCCUGCCUAAAGAGCUUUGCUCCCUUGGCUUCCUGUCACCUAUUUAUUACUUUCCUUUCCUUAACACGCUGUAUUUUUGUAUAAAGCCUGCAACUGA